Messenger RNA from Acanthosepion pharaonis, 1590 nucleotides. The record is from the annotation of a GenBank genome assembly. NCBI's taxonomy places the organism in Eukaryota, Metazoa, Mollusca, Cephalopoda, Sepiida, Sepiidae.
AUGAUUCUCCUCUUCUUCUUCGUGUUCCCCCAAUUCAGAUUUAUUUCGUAUGAUUCUCCUCUUCUUCCCGACUUCCCCCAAUUCAGAAUUUCUUAUGAUUCUCACUCUUCUUCCCGACUUCCCCCAAUUCGGAAUUUCAUUUCGUAUGAUUCUCACUCUUCUUCCCCCCAAUUCAGGAUUUAUGUGAUUCUCUCUUCUUCGAAUUCCCCAAUUAUGAUUUUUCUCUUCUCUUCUUUACUUCCCCCAAUUCCUAUUUCAUUUCGUAUGAUUCUCUCUUCUUCCCCGACUUCCCCAAUUCAGAUUUCGUUUGAUUCUCACUCUUCUUAUGACUUCCCCAAUUCGAAAUUUCGUAUGAUUCUCCUCUUCUUCCCCGACUUCCCCCAAUUCAGAUUUAUUAUUGAUUCUCUCUCUUCUUCCCCCCAGAUUACUUCCCCCAAUUCAGAAUUUCGUAUGAUUCUCCUCUUCUCCCCCAAUUCGACUUCCCCCAAUUCGGAAUUUCGUAUGAUUCUCCUCUCUCUUCCCGACUUCCCCAAUUGGGAAUUUCGUAUGAUUCUCCUCUUCUUCCCCGACUUCCCCAAUUCGGAAUUUCGUUUGAUUCUCCUCUUCUUCUCCCCGACUUCCCCCAAUUCGGAAUUUCGUAUGAUUCUCACUCUUCUUUCGACUUCCCCCAAUUCGGAAUUUAUGAUUCUAACUCUUCUUCCCCGACUUCCCCCAAUUCGGGGAUUUCAUUCUGAUUCUCCUCUUCUUCCCCGACUUCCCCCAAUUCGGAAUUUCAUUUCGUAUGAUUCUCUCUCUCUUCCCCCAAUUCAGAUUUCAAUUUCGUAUGAUUCUCCUCUUUCUUCCCCCAAUUUGUUAUGUCUUCUCUUCUUCCCUGAUUUCCCCAAUUUCGUCACUUUUUCUCCUCUUCUCACCCGACUUCCCCAAUUCAAAUUUCGUAUGAUUCUCCUCUUCACCCGACUUCCCCAAUUCAGAUUUCGUAUGAUUCCUCUUCUUCUCUUCCCCAAUUCUUUUCGUAUGAUUCUCACUCUUCUCUCCCUUCCCCAAUUCAGAUUUCGUAUGAUUCUCCUCUUCUUCCCCGACCUCCCCCCAAUUCGGAGAUUUCGUAUGAUUCUCACUCUUCUCACUAUUUCGACUUCCCCCAAUUCGGAAUUUCGUAUUUCGUCUGAUUCUCCUCUUCUUUAUGUCCCCCAAUUCGGAAUUUCGUAUGAUUCUCUCUCUCUCUUUCCAAUUCGGUUAUUCUCCCUCAACUUCCCCCAAUUGGGAAUUUCGUAUGAUUCUCACUCUUCUUCCCCGACUUCCCCAAUUCAGAUUUCGUAUAUUCUCCUCUUCUCACCCGACUUCCCCCAAUUCGGAAUUUCGUAUGAUUCUAACUCUUCUUCCCGACUUCAAUUCAGAUUUCGUAUGAUUCUCACUCUUCUUCCCCGACUUCCCCCCAAUUCUCUUUUUCGUAUGAUUCUCUCUUCUUCCCCGACUUUCCCCAAUUGGGAAUUUCUCUCUGAUUCUCCUCUUCUUCCCCGACUUCCCCAAUUCGGAAUUUCGUUAUGUCUCUCACUUCUUCUCCCGACUUCCCCAAUUCGGAAUUUCGUAUGA